UCUGUGCCCAUGCCCAGUAGGCCAGUUAAGUAAUCCCCACUUGAGUGGGCGGGCUCUCUGUCAGCUGCAGGUGACCCUCCACAGACUCAAGGUAUUCAUGUCAGAGUCGAGGGGCCCCGUCUUCAUUUCUGGAGCAGGUCGCGUCCUUCCUGGGUCCGGGAUGACGACAAAAAUCAUUCACUUCAUGGUUCACGGGAGGCUGGAGCACGCAGAGUUCAGAGCCGACUGCUCUGCUGCAGAUGUCAAAGACCUGUUCCGAGCGGCUGCGGAGGUCGGGCCUCACCACAUCCUGAAGAUGUACAACCCAAGCGGCAGCGUGGUGAACAUCUCCCCCCGGCUGGAGACCAACAGCGAGGACUCGUACUACCGCCUGGAGGUGGUGGCGUCAAAUCUGACGAGUGUGGGGAUGCCACAAGACCUGGACACCAUGGAAUACAGGCUGCAUUAUCUGGAGAGCAGAGUCAACGAGGACUUGGGGAAGACUCCCACUAUCAUCUCAGAUCUGAAGAGCCAAGUGGAGUCUUUUAAGAGGAAGCUGGAGAGUUUGGAGCACCUGAGCUGGAUGGGUCUAUUUAAGGAGGACAGGAACCAUCAGCUCUCCAAGGUGGCCCUGAAACCCAAAACCUCUCAGCUAAGCGUGCACGAGGAGCGCCAGCAAGUCCGCAGGAAGUUCCUUAAUAUGAGCACGCUGCAGGUGACAGAAGACGUGAGAGAGCAGCUGAAAACUCCUGUUUUUGACAACUGGCAGUGGGAGGAGGAGGAGAUGCUGGUGCUCCUCCAGGUGAUGUUCACCGACCUGGGUUUCCUGACGGCGUUCCACAUGGAGCUGGACGUCCUGCAGAACUUCCUGUUCCAGGUCUACUGCCACUACAACACCAUCCCCUUCCACAACUUCAGGCACUGCUUCUGCGUCACUCAGAUGAUGUACGGGCUGAUCUGGCUGAGCGACCUCGGGAGUAAAGUAGCGAGAAUCGACCUGUUGAUCCUGUUGACCUCUGCCCUGUGCCACGACCUUGACCACCCCGGCUACAACAACGUCUACCAGAUCAACGCUCAGACCGACUUGGCGCUUCGCUACAACGACAUCUCGCCGCUGGAGAACCACCACUGUGCCGUCGCCUUCGGCAUCAUGGCCAAGCAAGAGUGCGACAUCCUAAAAAACGUGACCAGCGAGCAGUACAAACACAUCCGGGAAGGAAUGAUCAAAUGUAUUCUGGCCACCGACAUGGCGAGACACAACGAAAUCCUCAACAAGUUCAAAACAAUCCAGCCGGGGUUCAACUUCACCAACAAGGAGCACAAGGAAGUGCUGAUGAACAUCAUGGUGAAGGUGAGCGACAUCUCCAACGAGGCCAGGCCGAUGGCCGUGGCCGAGCCCUGGCUGGACUGUCUGCUGCAGGAGUUCUUCAACCAGAGCGACACAGAGAAACUCAAAGGUCUCCCGGUGUCUCCUUUCAUGGACCGAGACAAGGUGUCCAAACCGUCCUCUCAGACCAACUUCAUCCGGUUUGUCCUCCUGCCGCUCUUCACUGAGCUCACCAAGCUGUUCCCCCGUCUGGAGCUCAUUUGCAACGUGAUCAUGAUGACAAGACGCACUAUUUAUGAGAGAGCCUGUCUGAAUGUGGGUGUGAGUGGCUGCAGCAAGAAAACAGCUAGUGUUGGAGCGGUUGAGACGCCUGGCAGUAUUACUCUGACCGUGGAGAGGGCCACGCAGGAGGAGGAGGGAGGAGGAGGAGGAGGUGGAGGAGGAGGACAAACCAAAGCAUGA
Molecule: messenger RNA, 1768 nt
Organism: Etheostoma spectabile (orangethroat darter)
Lineage: Eukaryota; Metazoa; Chordata; Actinopteri; Perciformes; Percidae
Product: high affinity cGMP-specific 3',5'-cyclic phosphodiesterase 9A
Exons: 14
Coding region: 98-1768 (556 amino acids)
Biological process (GO): signal transduction
Molecular function (GO): 3',5'-cyclic-nucleotide phosphodiesterase activity
Source: RefSeq, a predicted model, not a curated record